AUGGGGAUCUUCUUCUCGAUGAAAUGCCGAGACGAUAAGGAUGAAAGCCCUCGGAGCCCCGUGCGCAUCUCACGGAUCAUCGACAAUUUUCAGGCUAUUCGGAGGGACCCCAGCGACAUCGCGUAUGUCGACCACCUCCGCCCCGAUGUCGUCCGAGCAGGCCCCCACCUACCGUCCGGCGCCCAGUACCUGAGGGAUGAUCGGUAUCCGAAUCCGCAUGCUAAUCAUAGGCCAGCUGAUACUGUGGAGGAUUUUCAUAGUGACCGUGAUAUAUCAACUGAAGUUACUGAACCUGUUAAAGCUAGGACAGGAAGGUGGGAAAGAAUAACCUUUAAGAUUGUCUUGUCAUAUCAUGGAUGGUCAUUUGAUGGGUGGCAAAAGCAGCCUGGUUUGCACACUGUUCAAGGAGUUGUAGAACAAUGUCUUGGCAGGUUUGUCGAUGAGAAGAAAGCUAAGCAAUUAAAAGAGAGGUCCAUGCCUGUUGAAGGAUGUAUUGUUGUUGCUGGACGCACAGACAAGGGAGUGACUGCACUGCAACAAGUUUGUUCAUUUUAUACCUGGAGAAAGGAUGUCAGUUGUGGAGAUAUAAUGCAUAGCAUCAAUGAAGUAGCUCCAGGAAAGAUUAGAGCUUUGGAAGUCACUGGGGUUUCACGUGUAUUUCAUCCCAAUUUUGCAGCUACAUGGAGGCAAUACUUUUACAUUCUUCCCCUUAAUGAUAAUGAGGAAUUAAUCACAAGGUGUUUUGAAGGGCACUGGUCAAAUAGCUCCAUUGGGUGUGAGGAUGAUCAGAUGAAUGAACUGCAGGAAAACCAUCCAGUUGAGAAAGAGCAGCAAUUAACUUCCUCCCAUCUAAAUGAAGAUGGCUGCCCAGCUAUUUCUGAAUUAAAACCAAGGAGCUUUAGUAUAAGCAAGGUGGACCAACUCCUACAACAGCUUGAAGGAAAGUCAUUAUCAUACAAAAUGUUUGCACGUGAUACAAAAGCUUCAAGAAGCAGUGGACCUGCUACAGAGUGCUUUAUGUUCCAUGCUCGUGCUGCAGAAACUAAAAUCCGCUGCAACCUUGAGGAUUAUGAAAAUUGCCAAAGGGUGAUGUGUGUGGAGCUUGUUGCAAACCGCUUCCUGAGGAAGAUGGUUCGUGUUCUCGUGGCAACUGCCAUUAGAGAGGCAGCCGCUGGUGCGGAUGAUGAUGCGUUAAUUAAGCUGAUGGAUGCUACAUGUAGGCGUGCUACAGCUCCUCCUGCCCCUCCUGAUGGUCUCUGUCUUCUUAAUGUCGGUUAUGGAGAAUUCAAAGAAAAGUUUUGCUUGAUUAGAUGAGGUUCAUUAACUUAUUUCCCCUCUUAUUCUUCUUGAGGCUUGUUGCUAAUUGAACUCCUGAUGUAGUAAAUUAAUGACUCGCCAGCAGUCUGAUGUAGCUUCUUUGGACCAGUUUCGUGCGUCUCAAUUCUGGACUUUUCAUCUUCAGAAGGCAAAAUGAAAGAGAAUACAAAUUGUUGUAAAA
Messenger RNA from Zingiber officinale, 1498 nucleotides. Its product is annotated as tRNA pseudouridine synthase A-like. Gene Ontology annotation, biological process: tRNA pseudouridine synthesis. The transcript is spliced from 9 exons. Bases 1 to 1314 code for a protein of 437 amino acids. Gene Ontology annotation, molecular function: RNA binding; pseudouridine synthase activity. The record is from RefSeq and is a predicted model, not a curated record. Lineage: Eukaryota; Viridiplantae; Streptophyta; Magnoliopsida; Zingiberales; Zingiberaceae.